Messenger RNA from Rotaria socialis, 420 nucleotides. The record is from the annotation of a GenBank genome assembly. NCBI's taxonomy places the organism in Eukaryota, Metazoa, Rotifera, Eurotatoria, Philodinida, Philodinidae.
AUGGCUGCUGCUAAAGUCAUUAUGAUUGUAAUAUUGUUUUUAACAAUAAAUCCUAGAACUGGACAAUCAGAUGGUUGCUACUGUCGUCGUCCGAAUCAUACUAAUCACUGUAUAAUCCCUGGUUGUAGUAAUGGUACUAAUGCUCAAUGUAAUACUGGUAAAUAUUAUGAUAACAGGUAUGCUGCUAUUGGUCUUGGUUCUACUUAUCGUGGUUGUAAUUGCCCUGGUAAUCCGUUUAAUGUUAAUUUUAAUGCUGUCUAUAAUACUGUUGUUCCGCUUCAUAUUUAUAUGUAUAACUAUACUAAUUGUACUGAGUUUGGCCUUAAUGCUCGCACUGAUGGUGGUAGCAUUCCUGCUGACGCUGUUUAUGCAAUUUCUUGUUGCAACUAUUGCUGUGGUCGUCAUGAUGCUUAUAUUUAA